Molecule: messenger RNA, 3474 nt
Organism: Anarrhichthys ocellatus (wolf-eel)
Lineage: Eukaryota; Metazoa; Chordata; Actinopteri; Perciformes; Anarhichadidae
Gene: hsd11b2
Product: hydroxysteroid (11-beta) dehydrogenase 2
Exons: 5
Coding region: 182-1423 (413 amino acids)
Biological process (GO): glucocorticoid metabolic process
Cellular component (GO): intracellular membrane-bounded organelle
Molecular function (GO): 11-beta-hydroxysteroid dehydrogenase (NAD+) activity
Source: RefSeq, a predicted model, not a curated record
CUCUAUAUAUACACCGAGAGAGACGGAGAGGACGAGGCUCUCUGCACCGACUCUCUCUCACAAACACUCUGAUUCAGUUCUUCCUCCUGUGAAGACGGAGUACAGACAGUCAGACAGUCAGAGAGACAGACAGACAGGUAAACCAGGGUGUCUCUCUGUCUCUCUCCCCUCCUCCUUGCUGAUGAUGGACGACUACAGUCUCCCCUUCUGGAUUUACCUGGGCGUGCUCGCCGUGUUCGUCGGCGGGGCCAUGAAGAAGAUCCUGGUGUCUCACCUGGGUGCCGCCCCCCCCCUGGUGGCGUGGCUGGGCGCCACCGUGCUGGUGGAGCGCCUGUGGGCGUUCUGCCUGCCGGCGGCACUGCUGCUGCUGGCGCUGCUGCUGGGCCUCGCCUGCUGCCUGUACUCCGCCGCCAGGACCGGCCCGACGCACGCCGACGCCGACAUGCACGCUCCGCACGGCAAGGCCGUCCUCAUCACAGGAUGUGACUCUGGUUUUGGGAACGCGACGGCGAAGCAUCUGGACGCUCUUGGCUUCGAGGUGUUCGCCACAGUGUUGGACCUGUCGGGAGACGGAGCCAGAGAUCUGCAGAGGACCUGCUCCCCCCACCUCACCCUCCUCCAGGUGGACAUCACCCAGCCACAGCAGGUCCAACAGGCCCUGCUGGCCACCAAGGCCAAGCUGGGCCUCAAAGGUCUGUGGGGUUUGGUGAACAACGCCGGCGUGUGCGUGAACUUCGGAGACGUCGAGCUUUCGCUGAUGUCAAACUUCCGCGGCUGCAUGGACGUCAACUUCUUCGGCACGCUGAGCGUCACCAAGAGCUUCCUGCCGCUGCUGCGACAGGCCAAAGGUCGCAUCGUCACCAUCUCCAGCCCCGCCGGUGACCAGCCGUUUCCCUGUCUGGCAGCGUACGGAGCAUCUAAAGCAGCUCUCAACCUCCUGAUCAACACUCUGAGACAUGAGCUGGAGCCUUGGGGGGUCCAAGUGUCCACCAUCCUACCGUCCUCCUUCAAGACAGGUCACUCCAGUAACCACGCCCACUGGGAGCGGCAGCACAAGCAGCUGCUGCAGGGUCUUCCCCCGGCGCUACUGGAGGACUACGGCGAGGACUACCUGACGGAGACCAAGGAGCUGUUCCACCGCUACGCCAGUCAGGCCAACCCGGACCUGAGCCCCGUAACGGAGACCAUCGUCCAGGCGCUGCUGUCUCCGAGGCCCCAGGCGCGCUACUUUGCGGGACCCGGCGUCGGCCUCAUGUACUUGAUCCACAGCUACUGCCCCUUCAGCCUCAGCAACCGCUUCCUGCAGAAACUCUUCCUGAAGAAGACGCUAGCACCGCGCGCCCUGAGGAAGCAGUCGGGCUUUGACCUGAACCUCCACAACAACAACAACAAUAACAAUGAGGAGGAGGAGAAGCUCAAGUAGCUGAGAGACAAAGAGGGCCACGUCUGUAACAUGGAGCUGUUUCUUUUUCAAUGUGAUGUUUUUUAAAACUGCUGAAGGGAUCAAAAUGGUUCCUCUUUGUUUUCUGUAAUUGUCUGGCCGCUGUGGCGCCCCCUUGUGGACACACCCAGACGUCAAAGGGGCCCGGGGCCCCGGGGGCCCUUUGAAAGGUAAAACGGUCCACAGGUCGGUCAGAGAACUCUUCACCUCCGUCAGCGAGAUCAGCUGACUUAAUGUGCCUUCAUCAUCCCGAGAAAAAGAAAGAUGGCGUAUCAGCAAGAACCAAUCAAACGCUACUAAAAACUAGAUGCCGUGGAGGCGUCUGAUGAUGUCAUCGCGUCUGAUGAUGUCAUCGCAUCCUCAUACCUCAGUCGAAUGACAAAAAAAAUUUUAAUCUGAAGCAGAGAAGUCAAAAAACAUCAGAAGAAGAAAAAAACGUGAUGUCACGAUGUAAAAGUUUAUUAUCAGAGCUGGAAACAACUUGAAGGAGAACGGAGGUUUUUCUUAUACAAGAUGUUCACAACCAACGAAUUCAAAUCAAUAAAAAUAUGGCGUUAAAUCAAUUAAGAACAUCAAUCAUCAAUAAUCAGGAUUUAAUCAGGAUUCAAUCAGGAUUUAAUCAUGAUAAAGUCAGGAUUUAAUCAGGAUUCAAUCAGCAUUUAAUCAUGAUAAAGUCAGGAUUUAAUCAGGAUUCAAUCAGCAUUUAAUCAUGAUAAAGUCAGGAUAAAAUCAGGAUUCAAUCAGCAUUUAAUCAUGAUAAAGUCAGGAUAAAAUCAGGAUUCAAUCGGCAUUUAAUCAGCAUUUAGUACGAUAAAGUCAGGAUAAAAUCAGGAUUCAAUCAGCAUUUAAUCAUGAUUAAGUCAGGAUUUAAUCAGGAUAAAGUCAGGAUUUAAUCAGGAUUUAAUCAGGAUUCAAUCAGCAUUUAAUCAUGAUAAAGUCAGGAUUUAAUCAGGAUAAAGUCAGGAUUUAAUCAGGAUAAAGUCAGGAUUUAAUCAGGAUAAUGUCAGGAUUUAAUCAGGAUAAAUUCAGGAUUUAAUCAGGAUAAAUUCAGGAUAAAGUCAGGAUUUAAUCAGGAUAAAGUCAGGAUUUAAUCAGGAUAAAGUCAGGAUUUAAUCAGGAUAUGUCAGGAUUUAAUCAGGAUAAUGUCAGGAUUUAAUCAGGAUAUGUCAGGAUUUAAUCGGGAUAAUGUCAGGAUUUAAUCAGGAUAUGUCAGGAUUUAAUCAGGAUAAAGUCAGGAUUUAAUCAGGAUAAAGUCAGGAUUUAAUUAGGAUAAAGUCAGGAUUUAAUCAGGAUAAAGUCAGGAUUUAAUCAGGAUAAAGUCAGGAUUCAAUCAGCAUUUAAUCAGCCUUGAAACGAGCACGCUCAGUACAACUUCAUGUGAUUUAAUAAUUCUGACUUCUCUGAAUAAACAUUUAGACAACAACAAUAUUUAAAGAACAUAUUGAUAAUUAGGAACAUAUAUAUUUAUACUCUGAGUCUGUUUCUUUUCUGCUUCAGAGCGACAGGAACAAGAAUCCUUUCAAAACAAAAGUUAAUUUCAAAUCUGGGUUUUUUUUGUAUGUUUUAUUGUCUCGACCAAAAUAUUUUAAGUUAAUUGUUUGAUUUUCAGAAGAUGCCAAUGACUUCCAGACUUCUAACCUUCAAAAUAAAAGCACAAAUAAUAAAACGUGAGAUUCAAGUGAAGCAGAUAAUUCAGUUAUGUUUUUAUGAUGAAACCUUUUUCUAAAGUUAUUUUCUUUAGCUGUGAAGAAUCCAACAACCUCUCAACUCUGCUCCGAAUCAAACAGGUUUAUUUAUUGUGAAGAGUCGUAAACACAACAACAAACAUUUAUUUGCACUCAAACAUGUUUAUUUUGUUUUUAUUCUGCCCACGUUCUAGUCUUGAUUUAUUUAUGCCGUAUUUUUCUUUUAUCGUGUCUCAAACUGUGAAUUUUGUAAUAAAAGAAUGUAAAAAAAAAAACACAAAUAUGGUGUAAAAUGUUCACUUGCUUCGUUCUUUGAUAGAAAUAAAGUUGACUUUUCCAGAUGUUUAA